Molecule: messenger RNA, 3924 nt
Organism: Linnemannia hyalina
Lineage: Eukaryota; Fungi; Mortierellomycota; Mortierellomycetes; Mortierellales; Mortierellaceae
Source: the annotation of a GenBank genome assembly
AUGACUGACCAUGCUACAUCCACAAGUUGCCCUGAUCGGGCCAAGAUAACCCCCGAGGGUCGGCUCACACUCAAUCGACUCAACGUCUGCGCCAAGAAAGCAAUUGAGCCCUGUGCCAAGGCUGAUCGCACCUUGUCCAAUGCAAUAGCUGCAAUCCACCUCGAGAACUCCAAGAUCAUGAGUCCUGUCUUUGUCCACCCCAACAAACAAGCACCCCACAGGAAUGGGUCGGUCCUUGGGUCAUCAUUGGUAACAGCACCUGCAAGACAGAUAACUGCCCGUUGCGUUGAUCAAAAGACGCCCAUUCAAUCGACUCGCCGGUCCUUACUUCCCUCCUCCCAAUCGAACGACUCGCAGACCAUCGAUUCCUCCAGUAACGAUGCAGGAUUUACCAACUUUUUACUUUUACCGAAGUCUGCCACACCCUCGUCAGUGACACACCAACCCUCUAGUCGCCCCUCCUUGGCUAGCUUCUCCCAGACGAGCAGCACCCGGACAACCGUCCCCCCCAGCGACGCUACAGGUCUCACCAACUUUUUGCUUUUGUCAACUGCUGUCGCUCCUUCCCCGUCAGUCGUUCAAAAACCACCACCCAUCCAUAAGGUAUUCCCCAACAACAUCGCCAAACCAGAGCUUCGCUCUUGGUUACCAGACCUUGCAUUCCACUUCAAGUCAACCCGUCAGCUCGCGUUCGGUCUCUUGCUAUUGACUCAGGACCCGACAUCAUCAUCGCCACCCAUCGCAACGCAGGACAAGGCGCAGGGAUUGGUCCUCACCGAUGGCGAGAUGGUGUGGGUCACUAACAUGAGGGUGGCUACAAAGGAGCACGACAGCCUUCGUUGGUUAGCUGCGCAAGUUGUUACACAAUUCUUAAAGAAGCAACACAAGGAUGCAGGAUCUAUCGAGGAGGUCACGCUGCUGGGUGCUGUUCUAGAGCGCAAGGAUUAUCGUGGAGUCCUGUCGGCCCUCAUUGGUCAACUGGAGCGCGAAAAAUUGACGGACGUCGAUCUGCUACAGGCCUUGGUCCAGUUUCUUCAAUCGGCCCCACCGAAGCAUCUUGUCGACGAUGACUUUGUCAGGAUCUUGCGAGUCCUACGAGGACGCCUGAAGGACACGCAUAAGGCGUUAAACGACAAGAGGCAGCCAGGAUCCGAUCACGUUUACCACCUGUCCACCGCUAUCGCCCGGAUCCUUGAUGCGAUGAUUGCAGGCAAGAUUCAUGGACUCGAUCGUGCAGAGGAUCACCUGCCCCUCCUGGAUCUGUUAGUGGAGUUGAAAGAAAGUGUUGAUCCGUACCUCAAAUUCCAGGCAACAUACGCCUGGCAGGCUCUUCAGUACGUGGGAGACGACGAGACACCUCUACAUGCUGUUCUGAGAUUUGGAGGAGGCGUGACCAAGGCUGCCCUGGGAGUCGCCAGCGUUUUCAAGUUGGAUCCUGAGCAUCUCUUCAACGGCCUUUAUGAAUUGGGACUGGCAGCAGGACAAGUAUACGACGUCGUCAAGGCCGGAGUGGAGGGAGCGCAGGCAUUUCGAACUGGAGGAGAAGGAGUUGUUGACAGCAUGCUGAAGGGGUUCCGAUCUGGGGCCAAGAAAGCGUGGUACCCAGCUCUCCAAGGUGCACGCGUGUUUGUCCGAGAGGGUCGACUUGCCGAUUUCGAGCGUGUGAUCUAUGAGGCGCCUUGCUGUCGGGAACCAGAAUUCCAGAUGGGUGUCUGUCAGUUGCUGGGGGAGUUGGCCGUGGAUCCGAUUUGGGAGUUGAAGACCCGCCAACAAGCAGUCAACCUUCUGAGACAGCUGUACACGAGUGACCCAACGUGGGUCGUCGAUACUGGUGUCAAAGUCGGCAUCCUCGGAAUCCUCCUCUGCCUUUCCAUGACUGAGGACAACACCAUCCAGUUGCAGUCUGCCGUUAUAUUCGAGGAUCUGGCGCAUGAUAGGGUUGGCGCCCCUCCCGGUCCUUACCCGUUGGCUUUUCGUCUGCCGAUACCAACAGCAUCCCCUCUUCUGGACAAGACUCUCAAGAUCCAAUCAAUCGAGCGCAACUUGCUGCAGAUGAAGACUCUUCGUCUUGCGCAUCACGAUAAAACCAUAUACAUUCCUCCUCUUGCCAAAGCCAACCCUCAGACACCCGAAGAGGAGGCGACACCACUGAUGGAUCAAGUCACGGAGUUUCUGGACAGUGAACGACAGGUGUUUUUGGUUAUCGGUGAUUCAGGAUCUGGGAAAUCGACCUUCAACCUCCACCUCGAACAUUCUCUCUGGAAGGCGUACGAGCAAGGCGACCCUCGCAUACCACUCUACAUCCACCUCCCUACUCUUCGAUCCUUAACAUCGAUGAUCGACGAACAGCUCAUGAAGUACCACUUUGACAUGUCGACUAUCCAAGAGCUGAAACUGACGGGUCGGGAGUUUAUUGUCAUCUGUGAUGGCUACGAUGAGGCUCGAUUGAUUACCAAUCUGCAUUCGGGUAACGGGUGGAACCGGCCGUUUGGGUGGAACACAAAGAUGAUUGUGAGCUGCAGGAGCACGCAUCUGGGAAGGGAGUAUCAUACACGGUUUCAACCAAUGCCGAGUAGUCCGUAUCAUGCCCCUCUGCUGCAUUUGUUUCAGGAGGCUGUGAUUGUUCCAUUCUCGCAGGGUCAGGUCAAGGAGUAUGUGGAGCAGUUUGUGCAGGACCCGACGAUGCAUGGGCUGUUUUGUAGGAAGGAGGUGCAGUGGAGUGCGGAGAAGUACCUAGAUAUGAUUGAACGGAUCCCGAACCUGGCCGAGUUGGUCAGGAACCCGUUCCUGUUGACACUUGCUUUGAGAGCUUUGCCGGAUGUUGUUAUGAAUGGCGGAGAAGGAGGAGCUGAUUCCACAACGACGGAUGAGACCGUGACGGCGGACGUUGCCGAGAUGACUCGAUCACAGCUCUAUAAAUCCUUUGUCAGCCAAUGGCUGGAUAUUAACAAACGCCGCCUCACCACAUCCCUCACCCUCCAAUGCCCCACCGCCGCCGACACCCCCACCACCACCACCCCAACCGCUGCAUCAACCCUCCAAGACCUAAUCGACGAAGGCUUCCAAGAAAUCGCCCUCGACUUUCUCCAAUCCCUUGCCGCCGCAAUCUACAAGUACCAGCGCGGGAAACCCAUCGUCGAGUACUGGCACCGCUCCGACAAAACUACCUGGAAGGCGGACUUUUUCGGACCCGAGUUGGAUAUCACGCUGUUGAGGGAGUCUAGUCCGUUGACAAAGGUGGAAAACUUUCAUUUUUUUAUCCAUCGGUCGUUGAUGGAGUAUUUUUAUUCCUGUCAUCUGGCAAGGACGACGAGACCGCGGUAUGGGUUCAAGAAGCCUGGGCCAGCAGUGGCUUUGCCAACCAUGUUCGCCCACGAGAAUUUCUCGUCCAGCGCUACUCUCAACAGUUACUACGACAUUAGCGAGGACAUUUCCCGAUCUUGGCUCAACCGGCAUUACGCUACUCAAUGGGAAGAAGAUGCUCUGUUGGAGUACAACCCUUCCCCAUUCCAACACCAAUCCCAACCUCACCCUCCUCAUCCUUAUCCUUCCGAACCCCUGUUCCAACCACCGCCAAUGCAGUAUGAGCAGCAGUAUGAGCAGCAUUACCCAUUUUAUGCCGUGCCCGAUUCCUACCAACAUUAUCCCAGCGUCAUCGGUGGUAGUAGACUCGAGAAACUUCAACAUACCAAAUCCAAGUCCGAACUCGAAUCCGAGGCAGGGCCGUGCUUUGAUGAUGGGUUGAUGGAGAAUGUGGACCUGGAGGAGGAACCAGAGAUUUUGCAGUUCCUGGUUGAGCGCGCAAGGGAGGAUGAGAAGUACCGGGGCAUGCUUCGGGGCUAUGUUGGUGUUGAUGUGACGAAGCUCGCCACCCCCAAGGCUUUGCGUAACGCAAAGAGGAUUUUGGAGUUGGUUGAUGUUUGA